AUGACUAUAACAAUUGGUGGUUCUAAUCUUUCUAUUGAACCAUUAUUAUUAAAUCGAGUAUCCGAAGAAGUAAGAGGAACACGACAAACUCUUUUAUUUUUAAUUUCUGUUAUACUUAGUAUUCAUGUGAUUAGUUUUAUUUUGGUUAUUUAUUCAUUAUCAAUUAAUUUUCGAACAAAUACUUAUGAACCAAUUCUUAUUCUUUGGUGGAUAUUAUUUUUUUCUAGUGGCAUGUUUAUUACACAAAGAUACUAUACAACAGGAUUAUAUAUGUUUGCAUGGUUGGGUAUUCUUAAUAUGAUUGUCACAUGUAUACUUAUUGUAUUUGUCACUGUUGCAGUUGUCAUAAUUACGUCUCAAUUCCCUAAGGAAAGUAAUGGAAUACCAUUUACUCUCAUUCCAGUUGUCACAUGUUUGACAACUAUUAUUCUUGAUGCGGUUAUUAUUAUAUAUUCAUUUAAAUUAUGGUAUCUACUUAUAAAAAAUCAAAAACCAAGUGGACAUCAACGUAUUUAA
Adineta steineri is the source of this 516-nucleotide messenger RNA. NCBI's taxonomy places the organism in Eukaryota, Metazoa, Rotifera, Eurotatoria, Adinetida, Adinetidae. The record is from the annotation of a GenBank genome assembly.